AGCACCAUGGGCAGGCUGCAGCUGUGGCUCACCGUCCUUGCUGGCCUCACCGGUGUCACCGCCCAGGAAGACCUCUACCGAAAGGUGUUCGUCUUUCGGACGGACCCCAGCGAUGCCUACGUGGUGCUGCGGGUGAAGCCGGAGCAGCCGCUGCUGAACUUCACCGUGUGCCUGCGCUCCUACACGGACCUCACGCGGCCCCACAGCCUCUUCUCCUACGCCACCAAGGCGCAGGACAACGAGAUCCUCCUCUUCAAGCCCAAGCCCACCGAGUACCGCUUCUACGUGGGGGGCAAGUUCGUCACCUUCCGCGUCCCCGAGGGCCGCGGGGACUGGGAGCACGUCUGCGCCAGCUGGGAGUCGGCCACCGGCAUCGCCGAAUUCUGGCUCAACGGGAAGCCCUGGCCCCGCAAGGGGCUGCAGCGGGGCUACGCGGUGGGCGCCGAGGCCGUGAUCCUGCUGGGGCAGGAGCAGGACGCCUUCGGGGGCGGCUUCGACGUCUAUAACUCCUUCACGGGCGAGCUGGCCGACGUCCACCUGUGGGAUGCGGGGCUGUCCCCGGACAAGAUGCGAGCUGCCUACCAGUCCCUGCGCCUGCCGCCUGCCCUGCUGGCCUGGAGGAGCUUGAGCUACGAAACCAAGGGUGACGUGGUGGUGAAACCGCGGCUCCGGGAGGCUCUGGGGCGCUGAGAGCCCACCUCAGCCCCCGCUGUCCCCUCUCUGUCCCCAUCGCUGCUUCUGCAAGCCGCCCGCAUGUCAAGGUGCCACCCGCGGGCCACAGCCCAUGCCUGGGGGACAGAUGCCGUGGGGAGAUGGGGACAUCCCCAGCCUGGCAGAGUCACCCAGGGGUGCCCCUUC
Messenger RNA from Cygnus atratus (black swan), 858 nucleotides. Its product is annotated as serum amyloid P-component-like. Gene Ontology annotation, molecular function: complement component C1q complex binding. The transcript has 2 exons. The record is from RefSeq and is a predicted model, not a curated record. Gene Ontology annotation, biological process: innate immune response. Lineage: Eukaryota; Metazoa; Chordata; Aves; Anseriformes; Anatidae. The coding region runs from base 7 to 690 and encodes 227 amino acids.